Vitis riparia (riverbank grape) is the source of this 1237-nucleotide messenger RNA. Its product is annotated as glycosyltransferase BC10-like. Gene Ontology annotation, cellular component: membrane. NCBI's taxonomy places the organism in Eukaryota, Viridiplantae, Streptophyta, Magnoliopsida, Vitales, Vitaceae. The record is from RefSeq and is a predicted model, not a curated record. Bases 87 to 1076 code for a protein of 329 amino acids. Gene Ontology annotation, molecular function: glycosyltransferase activity. The transcript is spliced from 3 exons.
UUCAACUUUGCACCUUCCUCCCCAAUCCAUUUUCUUCCUCACUCACUCUGCUACAAAAUAGGAAAGGUACGAAGAACAAUUGAAAAAUGUUGCCAUCCCGGACACCAUUGGUAGUUUCCUAUGCUUUCUUACUUUGUAUCCCUCUUUUCUGCCUCUUUCCCCCUAAAUUCCUCACUCUCAAGCUCGCUCAAAUCGAUCCCCCCUGCUUCAAGAGAUCCGCCAUCAGCCGACCCGGAACCACAAACCCCAAACCCAAAAUCGCCUUCCUCUUCCUCACCAACUCUAACCUCUCCUUUGCUCCACUAUGGGAGCUCUUCUUCCAAGGGAACUCCCAUCUCUACAACAUCUACGUCCACGCCGACCCCACCUCCUCAUUCGUAUCCCCUGGUGGAAUCUUCGCCAACCGAUCCAUCCCUGCCAUACACACUAAACGUGCCUCCCCCACACUCAUUGCAGCUGAGAGGAGGCUUCUUGCUGCCGCCCUCGCUGACGACCCCUUGAACCUCUACUUCGCCCUGCUGUCCCAACACUGCAUCCCCCUCCAUUCCUUCCGCUUUCUUUAUCGUACCCUCUUCACAGAGACCGUCCGCUUCCCCUAUCGAAGCUUUAUCGAGAUCCUAUCCGGUGAGCCCAAUUUGGAGGAGCGAUAUGUGGCUAGAGGGGAAACGGCGAUGCUGCCGGAGGUCCCGUUCGAGCAGUUCAGGGUAGGUUCGCAGUUCUUUGUGUUGACACGGCGACACGCGAUGAUGGUGGUGAAAGAGAAAAGAUUGUGGAGGAAAUUCAACCAACCGUGCUUCAACAGACACACCUGUUACCCGGAGGAGCAUUACUUUCCUACAUUCUUGUCUAUGGAAGAUCCCCUGGGCUGCACCCACUAUACCCUCACUCGGGUUAAUUGGACUGGCAAUCUUGAUGGCCACCCCCAUUUGUACGGUCCGGAUGAGGUGUCGCCGGAGCUUAUAUACGAGUUGAGGAUUUCCAAUUCGACCUACUCUUUCAUGUUCGCUCGGAAGUUUUCGGUGGAUAGCUUGGAACCCUUGAUUCAGAUUGCUAAGCCUGUGAUUUUCAGUGACUGAUUUUGGAUACGAGAGGUCUUUCAUUCUUGGAGCAUGGGAAUGUGGGGGCAUGCAUGGAGUAGCACUAGUUGAGUCGCACCAUGAUGUGUAGAUGGCACACAAUGAAGACAACUUUGUAUGGACGACUCACCUUGAGGAUGAUGACGUGGAUGACUCCUUAA